UAUAACAUUACCGUGGUAAAUACUCUUUACGCUAGUAUCUAGCAUGUAUCCUUUAAGCACUUUAAGUCGGCGCACUUGCCACGCCACGAUGUGGUCAAUACAAAGACGGCCAUUGAGCUCAAAUAAUCAGACAGCAGUCAAGCCUGGCUUCCGAUCGAUGAUGAAGGAGUAUGGUAAACCAUUUUUGGUGUACUGGACUGGGGUGUGGGCUUGCACAGGGGUUCUCACAUACGGGGCUGUAUCGUAUGCUGGGCCAGACGUUGCGCUCAGGGGAGUACAGCAGUUGGGUGUGAACACGGAGGAGUGGGACCUGACACCGGCCAAGAUUAACACUGCAGUUGCUGUGGCUAUCAAUGAAAUGCUGGAGCCAAUUAGGUUUCCGAUAUGCGUCGCCACAACACCGAUGGUGGUUAGGUUUUUUAGAGGGUUGAUGAGGAGGUGACCGACUGACCGGUCCUUGUAGAAUAAUUGGGACAUGUAACAGAUAUAUACGGCCAUACAUCACCGCCCCUUUGGAUAGUUGUAGGUGUACAGCCAUCAAUGAGAGCCAAUGGUGAUGAACUAUACCAACGUAAAAAACGCGUGGCGUUUGUUCGGUUGAAACCUCAGGAAUAAGCAUAUUGCACCUAGCCCGCAGAUGCCCUUAUGAAUGACAAUCAUAUAUGAAGGCCAACGCAGCAGCAUUAGAAGUAUACACUGUACAGCUUUACAAUAGAGCUCACUUGCG
Molecule: messenger RNA, 727 nt
Organism: Sphaeroforma arctica JP610
Lineage: Eukaryota; Ichthyosporea; Ichthyophonida
Exons: 4
Coding region: 44-442 (132 amino acids)
Cellular component (GO): mitochondrion
Source: RefSeq, a predicted model, not a curated record